UAUUUUUAGGAAGAAGGGGAGAAAAGAGGAUUGAUUAACCAAGUGUGUCGGACUUUAGUUGAAGGAGAAAGUGGAAGGAGGGGCUGUCACGUUUAAGAAAGGGUCGAGAGGAAGGAGGAGCACCUCAGUGGUUGAGUGGAGCCGGGCGAGCCGAGCAGGGGCAGCUGGAGUUCGAAGCAGCCUGCGACAUGGCGGCGGCGGCGGGAGCAGGAGGGGUCAGCACCCUGCCCACACUACCUGAUGCUGGCAGCAACCCCUUCCCUCCGGGAUCAUUCAAGGAACCCAAGAGGCUCUACUGCAAGAACGGCGGCUAUUUCCUGAGGAUCUCGCCGGAUGGCAGAGUUGAUGGAACCCGCGAGAAAAAUGAUGGCAACAUUAAACUGCAACUGCAGGCAGAAUCUAUCGGAGUCAUAUCAAUCAAGGGAAUUUGUGCUAAUCGUUAUCUUGCUAUGAAUGAAGAUGGCAGAUUGUAUGGAUCGCCCUGCUACAGGCAGUCCCCAGGUUAUGACAGGGUUCCAUUCUUGAGAACUGUUCGUAACCUGAACUAUUCAGAAGGCAGAGAUGAACAGAUGAACAAAAACAGAGUGUGGAAGAGGAUCACAGAAACAGCUGCGAAGGGAGAGAGCAAGCAGGCAAGGGAAGAAUGGCUUCAGUGGGUGGGGUGGAGAGAAGGCAUGUGGAAAUGCCCUAUUCCCACCUGGCAGAAGAUGACCGCUAGGCUCUGCAGCGGCUGGCAAAUCCAUCCCCAUCCAUCUCGCCGGUCUCCCAAACUCUUCAUGUGUCUGUGCUGUCCGUAAGUCAGGUGUUUGUAAUCCAGUGAGGAUAUGUAUUAGCAACCUAUAACUUGGUCAAAGAAACAUAAUUAUCUUCUACCUGUCCCUAUUAACCCAUUUGACUGGUCCUGUGCUAUCUCAGAUGUUCCUUUUGUCCUGUCCAUGCUCCUACCACCUUCUCUGCAACUUUAAAUCUGUUUUUAUUGUUUCCCUGUCCUGAUGGUGUCUUUUGACCUGAAAUGUUAACUGUUUCUUUUUCUACAGAAACCACCUCAUCUGCUGAGUGUUAUGCUUUUGUUUUGAACAUCCUAAUAAGUUUUCUAAAUACAUGCAAACUGAUGAUUUGGGGUGUUUGUGAAGUUUUAACUCCAUAUUAGGUCAAAAACUUGAAGGGCUCAUUUAUUACUCUUUGUAUUAAUUGUUAAAUUUAAUUUUCACUUGUCUCUGAAAUUAAUGUUUAGAAUACUUAAUUAAAAUUGCACCACCUAAUCUUUACCCUCCUGAUGAUAAUAAUAUAUUAAUUUUAGAUCACACUACAGUGUCAUAGUUUCCUGUAUGAUGUUGCAUGAGGUAUUUCAUGCGGGUUCAGAGGUUUUCAUGCUUUAUGGAUUGGGUGUAUAAUCUUUUUGCAGCAAUGUGUGCAAGUUCUGUGGUAGAAAUCUUACCUCCUGAGAGUGUUGGGGGAGGGGGGUCAAGCCCCUCUUUGACUUUUGGGCAUCUAAUUUCUCCUGAUGCUUUAGUGGAAUUUUGACUGAUAACUGCACUGCAGGAGAUUGUCUUUGGAUUGAUAGUAAACUAGAUCCCCAUCUUCCCUACAAAGGUAGAGCAACUGAUUUGUGGCAAUUUUUGAAGAAUAACAGGAGACUCUGGUAGUGUCCUGACCAAUAUUUAUCCCUCAAAUAUUACUGAAAAAAGCUACUGUAAUUAUCUCAUUGCUGUUUGUGUUAGCUGUCCUCUUUCCCUAUGUUACAUGUAGAAUCAUAAAUGGCUGAAAUCAGUGUUGUGAAGCACUUUGAAUGUUUUACUGAGAUUGAAAGGUGUUUUAAAUGCAAGUUUUUGCUCUGCAGUUUGCCAUUUUGUACAUUAACUUGGUUACAUACUGAUUCUUUCAAAUCUUUUGUGAAAUCUGUGCUGAAAUGUAUUGUCAUUUUUGCUGUAUUGACAAAAGCACAUAAAGCAAGCAUGUAGAACCAAUCACUGAACCACUUUGCUCCAAUAGUGUGCUCUUAUCACCAAUCUCAAAGAUUCUCAAAUGUACCAUUCCAUUUCCUAAGAUGGCCAUCUGUCCUUUUAAAAUGAAUAUGCCAAUAUUGAAGGAAAUGUUGUCCUCUGAGCAUAUUGCCAACUGAGAUUUCUCAGAUUCCAUUCUUUAUUUCAGAAAGAGACUUGAAGUCUUUCAUUCUGUUUGUUUCAUGUGCUAAAGGUGAAAAAUGAACUUGCAAAUCCUCUGUACCAAUCAGUGCCUGAUUUGUGUAUGUUGCAAAUUAGCAUGUACUGACUUGUAAUAAUUUUGGUACUUAGACCAUUGUUAAAUAACAAUUUCUUUCUUGUGCUUCUCAACAUGGAAUUAAAGCCAUUUUGGCAGCUUGUGACUUGG
Molecule: messenger RNA, 2370 nt
Organism: Pristis pectinata (smalltooth sawfish)
Lineage: Eukaryota; Metazoa; Chordata; Chondrichthyes; Rhinopristiformes; Pristidae
Gene: fgf2
Product: fibroblast growth factor 2
Exons: 3
Coding region: 189-797 (202 amino acids)
Biological process (GO): regulation of cell migration; cell differentiation; positive regulation of protein phosphorylation
Cellular component (GO): cytoplasm
Molecular function (GO): growth factor activity; fibroblast growth factor receptor binding
Source: RefSeq, a predicted model, not a curated record